Salvia hispanica is the source of this 1738-nucleotide messenger RNA. Its product is annotated as O-Glycosyl hydrolases family 17 protein. The record is from RefSeq and is a predicted model, not a curated record. Gene Ontology annotation, biological process: carbohydrate metabolic process. Gene Ontology annotation, molecular function: hydrolase activity, hydrolyzing O-glycosyl compounds. Lineage: Eukaryota; Viridiplantae; Streptophyta; Magnoliopsida; Lamiales; Lamiaceae.
UUUUUCCAAAUAAAAUAUGAACACUUGGAGUUCAUGAUUAGUGUUGCCUAAAGCAGAUGAAGAAGCUCUUGAUAUGCUUUUUCUCAAUCACACUCAUGAAUUAUGUUUUGCAUCUACACAAAGAAAAGCAUCUCCUACAUGCACUCAUGUUGUUGUUGCUACCUAAUUCCAAUCACAACAAAAAUGGAGAGACUCAUAAAAUUAAAAUUAGUAUUACUGCUGUGUUUGGUAGCAGGUAGGGAGGGGCUCAUCGGCGUCAACUACGGCAGGGUGGCGGACAACCUCCCUCCGGCGGCACAAGUGGCCCGAUUCCUGGCAAACUCCACCACCAUCAACCGCGUGAGACUGUUCGACUCCGAUAGGGCAACGGUGACCGCAUUCGCCCACACGGGGAUAGCAGUCACCGUGACCGUCCCCACGGACGAGAUCCCAGGGCUGACAAAGCCGUAUCUCGCCCAGGAAUGGGUGAGAAGCAACAUCCUCCCUCACGCCCGCUCCACAAACAUCGUCCGAGUCCUCGUGGGAAACGAGGUCCUCUCCACUGGAAACAGGCUCCUGAUAACGAGCCUGGUCCCAGCAAUGCAGGCCCUCCACGCGGCCCUCGUGGAGGAGUCCCUGCACGGUCGGAUCAAGAUCUCCACCCCGCAUUCCCUAGGGAUACUCUCCAACUCCAGCCCCCCCUCGGCAGGAAGGUUUAGGCAGGGGUAUGAUGUGUACGUCAUCCGACCUCUGCUUAGUUUCUUGAGAUUGACGGAUUCGGCGUUCAUGAUCAAUCCGUAUCCCUUCUUCGGAGCCACGGAGGAGACGUUGGACUACGCGCUCUUUCGGGCGAACGAGGGGGUGGUGGAUGGGGAGACGGGGUUGGUGUACGGGAACAUGGUGGACGCGCAGCUGGACGCGGUGUUCUCGGCCAUGAGGCGGCUGGGGUUUGAUGACGUGGACGUGGUGAUAGCGGAGACGGGGUGGCCGUCCAGGGGGGAGGCGGGGCAGCUGGGGGCGGAUGCGGGGACCGCGGCCGAGUAUAAUAGCAUGGUGAUGCGACACGUGGCGUCGGGGGUUGGGACGCCGCUCAUGCCGAAUAGGACUUUCGAGACGUAUAUUUUUGCGCUUUUUGAUGAGGAUCUCAAGCCCGGCCCCGUCUGCGAGAGGAGCUUUGGCUUGUUCCGCCCCGAUCUCACGCCCGCCUACCACGUCGGGAUUCUCAAGGCGGCGGUGAAUGGGGGCGGUGGAGUUCGAGUUGGACGUUGUGGUGCGUUUUUGGUGGUGAUUUUGUUGCAUAUUCUUUGUUGAAACUUGAAGCAAGUGCUGGACCGGCCUUGCCAAAUGAAUAUGGCUUGGACUGCGGCCCGGUUCACGCCAUGAAUGUGUACUCAUCACAACUUGUCCCAUCACAUUAAUGUGGAUCCUACUUCCAAGGUGCGAAGCUUUUUCAGGUUAUGGGGAUUGCAUGUAUGAGGGGAAUUGGGCACAUUGCGCAUGCUUACCAUUUAUGAUAAAAAAAUGAAAGUGGAUAAUUUUUGGGAGGUAGACGAAAAUGGCAAAAGUGGACGGACCAGGAGUAGUAUUUAAUUUUGUAGGGCAUGCUUCCUUUUUUAGCUAUUCAAAGGAAAGUUUGUAAUACUUUAUUGAAUUACUAUACACUUGUAAAUGUACUGAAUAUUACCAUUACGCUAUUAUUGAACAUUGCAUACCAGGUAAUAUUAACUGUUUUUUAAUGAAAACCUGCCUUUUAUCUCAA